Molecule: messenger RNA, 1548 nt
Organism: Exophiala aquamarina CBS 119918
Lineage: Eukaryota; Fungi; Ascomycota; Eurotiomycetes; Chaetothyriales; Herpotrichiellaceae
Exons: 1
Coding region: 1-1548 (515 amino acids)
Source: RefSeq, a predicted model, not a curated record
AUGGAGGUUGGACAUCGUCCGUGUGCGCCCACCUUGGAAGGCAUUCCAUCCGAGCUUCGGCUUCGGAUUCUCCAAGAUGUCCUUGUGUCUGACGAUCCCAUCUCCAUUACCUUCGAUCCCCAUGGCUACAUCCGUCUCAUACGCGGACAGCAUGUGGAGCCCGUCGAGUCCUUGGGCCUGCUCACCACUUCCAUUCAAAUGUAUGAUGCAGCAGCUACCAUCUUCUAUGGCGAGAACAAAUUCGUCCUACCAUGGACCGCAGCACUAGCCUUUCUCGGUGUUUACCAAUUUACGAGUGCCCAGCAGCUUCGUUGUUUGGAGAUCAGAUCCAGCCUUAAAAGUCCAUUUUUCGGUUUCGCCCCUUUCAUCAAUGCCUUGGCCGACGGAGCACCUGAUCAGCUUCGCGAGAUCAUCAUCACCUUCCAAGAUCCAGCCAAGGCGCUGGCUUGCGUGUUUGAGCUUACCAAUGCUGUCGCUGCAUGCACCUCCUUCGAGUCUCCCACCUUAGAGUUUGUCUUUGCUCCAAUGAAGGAUAGCUCCACCUUUCCCAGCGCCACAUCAGCCAGCUUCGUGAGCCUUGCGAGUCGCAUUUGCUCGACUUUGGCUGAACCCAACGGCAACUUCCAUGAUUUCCAUCAAUUCUCAGGCCCAUAUUGCAAGCAAGAUCUCCUGAGCACCAAUGCCAGUCCGAAUCUCCAGAAAAUCACGAUAGUGGGUCCUAUUCCACCAGCUCUUCUUCCUGAACUCGAGGCUCAUACGUGCAAAGUUGGCCAAUGUGGGAUUGAAAAGCUUUCUUCCUACCGAGACCCAAAGCAUUAUGACAAAAUGACCACGAGUGAUCGUCACCAUUACAUUUGGAAGAAGAAAGAUCAUCCUGACGUCUUUCCUGGUGUGGACAUGCGCCAAUUCCACCCUCUGCUUCCCGAGAAGUAUCGAGAGCAACUGGGUGAAGAAUUCGACGUGUGGCCUUUGAGAAAUGGCGGUUUUGCUGAACGUAUUGACGAUGAUCUCCCUUUCCCAUAUGAUGUCUUCGAGAAUGAAGACGAAGAAGUUGAAGCACCACCUGCACCAGACCCGAUCCCCAGGUUUGCUUUAGUAGGAGAAUAUCUUAGCUCGGUAAAUGUGCAGCGCCGAGGAUUCCUUGCUUCGAGACGCGAAGACCGAGCUCGUAGGUUGAAUGAUCUCAUUGCUGGCUCGACAAAGACAAUCAAUCCUUUCCUUGUGGGUGACAAUGCUAUGGCUCGUGGAUCAAUGCAUGACAGUGGAGAUGCUGAGACCACCACUUCUGAUACUACCAUGGCUCCGCAUGUUCAAGCACAAACCCACCAAGCCAUGACCGACGCCAUGACCAGCCACCAGGCUGACGCGACUCCCAGCCAAAUUCCUACUGGAGGUCGAUCCUCAAAUUCAGGCCCUUCAGCUCUUCCACUAAGCGGCACCGCAGAAGAUGCUGGUUCCAUCAUGUCGAAUGGAAAUUCAGCAAACAACAUCCCCCACCAUGGCCGUUCUGGACUAGAUGUGAUCGAUUGGGUCAACAAUUCAGACUGA